CUCUUCUUUCAUUUACUUCGUAAAAGUUAUUAUAGCCUUGUUUUUGAAGACAAAUGAAGUCUUCAGUGUUCACUCUGCUCGUGCUUCUCUCCAUUUUCCUUUAUCCAACUCAAGGUAUAAGGUUCGAAAAGUUAAGUAUGUCACCUAGCAACCAUCAACAACUCAUCGCGAAGAUUUCAUCAAGUAAUAAAGACGAUGGAUCAUCCACUACCAAGCUUUUACCUGGAUUUGAUAGAAAACUAAUGACAGAAAUGAGUUCCAUCAACAGCAAUAGCAAGAAUUACAAGAAUAAUAAUCCGGAUGAUAUGGAGUUUACCCAUGGAGAAAUAGGAAAGGGAAAUAUUUUUCCAACGACAUUAGUUCCAGCAAAUGACAUGCAUGAGAAAACUGAAGUUCACCAGCAUUCAGACGUUACAGACAUUAUAGAUAUAACUCAAUCAGAUUAUACACCUCGUAGGUGCAGGACACCGAUACACAAUUGUUAA
Molecule: messenger RNA, 485 nt
Organism: Lactuca saligna
Lineage: Eukaryota; Viridiplantae; Streptophyta; Magnoliopsida; Asterales; Asteraceae
Source: the annotation of a GenBank genome assembly